UGUGUGAGAAAAAGAGAGGUGAGGUAACACAAAGGAGUGAUUGAACGGAGUGUGAGGGAGAGAGUGAGCAGAGGAGGGAAUGUGAGAGUCACUGGUGCUGACCUCAGAGACACAGCUGCAGAGUUUAAAGACUUUAGAGGAGAGGAGGACUGAAAGAAGAAGGUGUGCGAGAACAAACGGAGGUAACGGAGAUCUUCAGGAGGAGGAGAGGACGCAGCAGCUCUGAGAUGGAGGUCUACACAGUGACAGUAGCGACGGGGACUUCAGAUUAUUCAGGCACCAACAACUACAUCUAUGUGACCCUGGUGGGAGAGAAAGGGGAGAGUGAGCGCACCCUGCUGGACAACCCUGGACUGGACUUCUGCAGAGGAGCAGUGGAUCAGUACAAGGUGAGCAGCAGUGCACCUUUGGGCGCCCUGUUACUGGUCAGAUUGGAGAAACAGAGGUACUGGGUGGAAGAUAACUGGUUCUGUCGCUACGUCACAGUGGAGCCUCCAGGGGGAGACAAACCGCUGACCUUCCCAUGUUACCGCUGGUUAAUAGGAGACAUAAAGCUGGAGAUCAGAGAGGGAACAGCAAAGACCCCGAAAGACGACUCGUCCCCUCAGCUGCUCGCUCACAGGAAGGCCGAGCUACAGGAGAGAAAGUCUGCCUACAGAUGGGUGACUUGGUCUCCAGGGAUUCCCAGAUGUAUCGACGCAAAAACAGAAGCAGAUUUACCCCAAGAUGUCCGCUUUGACAACGAGAAGAGGAGCGACUUUGAACACUCCUUACACUACGCCCUGCUGGAGCUGUCUCUCAAGAAACUGGCCAUCAGGUUUGGAAAGUCCUGGGACGACCUGGAAGACUUCAAACGGAUCUUCUGGAAGCUUCGGAGUCCCGUAGCAGAGUACUGUAUGGAGCACUGGAGGGACGACUGGUUCUUUGGGUAUCAGUGUAUGAACGGUUCCAACCCGAGGAUGAUCCGGAGGUGUAAGAAGCUUCCGGAGAAUUUCCCCAUCGCAGCGGACAUGGUGCAGAGCUCCAUGAGUCCCCGGACUCACCUGGACAGAGAACUGAAGGCAGGUAAUAUCUACCUGUUGGACUACGCCAUCACAGACGGGAUUCCCACCAACACGAUCCGAGGUAGACAUCAGCAUAUCGCUGCUCCGCUUUGCCUCCUGUACCAACACCCGGACCAGGGACUCAUACCUGUUGCUAUACAGCUGGAGCAGGCUCCCGGUUUGGACACGCCCAUUUUCCUGCCCACAGACCCGCCCCUCACCUGGCUGCUGGCCAAGAUGUGGGUGCGUCACUCUGAGUUCCAGGUGUUCCAGCUGCUGUCGCACCUGCUCAGGACUCACCUGGUCAUAGAGGUGUUCUGUGUGGCAACUCUACGACAGCUGCCUGCUGUGCACCCUGUUUACAAGCUGCUGGCUCCUCACCUGCGAUACACUCUGGAGAUAAACUGUAGGGGGCGCUCUCAACUCAUCUCUGAUAACGGCAUCUUCAAACGGGUGGUGUCCACAGGUGGGGAAGGUCUGUUGGUUCUGUCUCAGAGGGAGUAUCAGGUGCUGACGUAUCGCUCACUGCAGCCUCGAUACGACUUCACAGACAGAGGAGUGACCCAAUUGGACAAAUACCACUACAGAGAGCACAGCCUGCUGCUGUGGGAUGCCAUACACAGGUUUGUCUCAGGUGUUGUCUCUGUCCCUCAGGUUUGUCUCUGUCCCUCAGGUUUGUCUCUGUCACUCAGGUUUGUCUCAGGUGUUGUCUCUGUCCCUCAGGUUUGUCUCUGUCACUCAGGUUUGUCUCUGUGUUGUCUCUGUCCCUCAGGUUUGUCUCUGUGUUUGUCUCUGUCACUCAGGUUUGUCUCUGUGUUGUCUCUGUCCCUCAGGUUUGUCUCAGGUGUGGUGGAUCUGUAUUACCUGUCAGAUCAGGAUGUUGAGGAAGAUCUUGAACUGCAGGCGUGGAUCGGAGACAUCACUCAGGAAGGAUUCACAGAGCUCCCAAACUUUGGUCUGAGCAGUAAACUGAGCAGCAGAGAGGAGGUCUACACGCUGCUUUCAGUCGUCAUCUUUAUCGGCACGGUUCAACACGCCGCGACAAACAACGGACAGUUCGACUGGUGCGCCUGGGUCCCAAACACUCCCUGCACCAUGAGACACCCCCCACCCACGGACAAGGAUGCUGUUACCAUGGAGAUGAUCAUGGACACCCUCCCUGAUGUGAGCCAAUCGUGUGUUCAGAUGGCGAUCACCUGGCACCUGGGACGAGCUCAGCCGGACGCUAUCCCUCUGGGUCAGUACACCGAGGAGCAUUUCACUGAGGGGCGGGCUCAGCAGGUGAUUGACAGAUUCAGGACGGAGCUGAAGGAGAUUGAGGAGCACAUUCGGAGUGAGAACGAAGGGGCGGAGCUUCAGUACCUGUACCUGCUGCCGAGCCGCAUCGAGAACAGCAUCACUAUAUAAACACACACAUGCAGACAGCCUGUCAUCACUCCUCUCCAGCUCCUCCCCCUUUUCCAAAUAUGGUCACGUAUCUGUAGUAUUUAAGCAACGCUCGCUCUCUAUUGGUUAAAAGAUGAUCAAUGAAAUAUUAAUAAAGUUUAUAAAUGUUAAA
Labrus mixtus (cuckoo wrasse) is the source of this 2601-nucleotide messenger RNA. It is a transcript of the gene alox12, whose product is annotated as arachidonate 12-lipoxygenase. The transcript is spliced from 16 exons. The coding region runs from base 228 to 2450 and encodes 740 amino acids. Gene Ontology annotation, biological process: linoleic acid metabolic process; lipid oxidation. NCBI's taxonomy places the organism in Eukaryota, Metazoa, Chordata, Actinopteri, Labriformes, Labridae. Gene Ontology annotation, molecular function: iron ion binding; arachidonate 12(S)-lipoxygenase activity; arachidonate 15-lipoxygenase activity. The record is from RefSeq and is a predicted model, not a curated record.